UUCGCCUCCAACGCCAUUACCAGUACUACCUCAUCUCCUAGCUCAACCUUUCUAGCUCCUAUUAAGUAAAAAAUGGCAGAUCAUGGUCAUUCAUCACUUCCUUUUGCACCCAGCAAAAUACACCAGAGAAGCGACGAAGAGAUUGCCACGUUCAAAGCACUUAGAAAAGAACGAAGUGGCAAGUGUUUCGUUUAUGUCUUUGCUGGUAUAGUCAUCUUGUUCCUCUUCACAUUGGUAUUUGCCUUAAUCGUGUUACGUUUUAGAUUUCCCGACGUGAAUUUGAGUUCGGUCGCAGUGAAAAAUCUUAGGUUGUCUAACGUCGGCACUGCAUCAUCGUCUAAUUCUUCGUUUAGUGCCACUUUGGUCGCCGAGGUGACUAUCAAGAACACGAAUUUUGGCCGGUUUAAUUUCGAGAACAGCACGAUGAGUGUGCUGUAUGGAGGCAUGAAUGUUGGCGAUAUUCGAAUAGGCCGUUGGAGUGUUAAAGCCAGAGAGACCCGGAAGAUGAAUGUUGCAGUGGAAGUAAGAUCCAACAGGCUGUCAGAUACGAAGAACCUUAGUAGUGAUAUGAUGUCUGGGAUGUUGAAACUGAACAGCUAUGCCAGCUUGAGUGGUAGAGUGAAUUUACUGAAUAUUAUUAAGAAGAGAAAGAUCGCAGAAAUGAACUGCACCAUGACUCUUAAAUUGACGGGCGGUGCAAUCGAGGAUCUUCAAUGCUAGGAAUGUGAAGGUUUUGUGGAUUUUUUGUUCCUAUUUUCUGCAUGAUGUUUGUAUUGAAAUCGAGUUGUUUAUAGCUAGGAGUCGUCUUCUGAUUAAUUGAGCUUCAUGUUCAAGUCAUGAUUAUUUGUUUACCAAUCCCAUACUGUUAUAGCUAGUUUGGUACUUCUGAA
Molecule: messenger RNA, 890 nt
Organism: Juglans microcarpa x Juglans regia
Lineage: Eukaryota; Viridiplantae; Streptophyta; Magnoliopsida; Fagales; Juglandaceae
Product: late embryogenesis abundant protein At1g64065-like
Exons: 1
Coding region: 73-720 (215 amino acids)
Source: RefSeq, a predicted model, not a curated record